Molecule: messenger RNA, 8104 nt
Organism: Brienomyrus brachyistius
Lineage: Eukaryota; Metazoa; Chordata; Actinopteri; Osteoglossiformes; Mormyridae
Product: probable phospholipid-transporting ATPase IA
Exons: 37
Coding region: 2914-6357 (1147 amino acids)
Biological process (GO): phospholipid translocation
Cellular component (GO): plasma membrane
Molecular function (GO): magnesium ion binding; ATP binding; ATP hydrolysis activity
Source: RefSeq, a predicted model, not a curated record
UAUCACACUUAUUUUACUGGUGUGCUUAUCUGGAUCAUAUCUACUGGAGGAUAUUUAUGGAAAAAGGUUCAGGUUGAAGACUUUGCUCUGUCUUUUAUUACCCUCACUGAACAGUCGCCUCAGUAUAUCAGUAGCUAUAUUCACAUUAGGUGACAAGAUGAAGUCAUUCCUGCCUGAACCAUUUCCAGUAUCUCCAGUUCUGGUUUUGUGGUUGUUUUUUUUUUCCCUCGCUGAACUUUUCUUAUUUGCUGAUUAAGUGAUUUUCCAUAAUUAGAGGCAAACUAAGAGCCAGCUGCUUCCUGGCAGUAAUAGCAACAGAGAAGACAACAAUAACUAGUAGAUUUUGUUACCCUACCAAACCACGAGCCAAAGACCGAGAGUUUGGAGUUCCUGUUGCCAGUAGCUUCCAGAAUGUUCUCAUCACAAGUGUUCUAGCUCAUUAUGUAGGUCGCAAAGAUCAGUCAAUAUUGCAUGACACUGUCGUCCACCCUGCUGAUCCUGCUGCCAGGCCCUGCUCCUGUACCGUACACUACAGUGUGUCAGAUAUUAUUGGCUGCUGCUGCGAGUUUGAGGAAUAUAAUACUAAUAAUACAAAUAAUGAAUGCAGGUUCUCUGUUGAUUAAGUUUAACAUAUCUUUUCAAAUAUCUUGUAUUUGUUGAGUGGGCAAUACAGUUUUUGGCCCUAGUGGCUCUUCUCUGCUGUGAAACAUAUUGUGAUGCAGCACAAACUGAUGCCAAUUUGACGGACACCAUAUUCCGCUAACCGUCAUCUUAAUAGCCUUCAACUGUCAAAAGGCAUGGAAAUAGCAUUAACAUGGUCAUUACCAUGACGGAGCUUGUUUUGGGACAAUAGACACGUAUUAUACCGCUUUUCAGCAUCCUUUGUUUCACUGAGGGUGGGGAGAGAAUGGGAAGGUGAAACCCCAUAAUGCUCUCUGUUGGCACUGUGUAGAUGACAGCUGGAGAGCGUGGGAUUGGGGAUAGAGGCACGUGUGAGCCCUCUGUUAAAAGCCGAACAGGAUUAGUGCGGUGUGCAGAGGAUUAAGCGGGCUUUGGUGUGAACAUUGGUAUGGUGCCAUUUCUGUUUCAUAUCCAGGGAAAAGGUUCUGCUUCAUGGACCCCGAUAGGCUGUGAUUAAACAUCUGUUUAUUUCUGUUUCUCCACAUCAUUUCUCAUUCUCUAGUCUUGCCUUUUUAAUGGUCUCCUUUAAAGGGAUGCUAUUAUACUCAUUUUCACUGUUCAUAAUUUUACUUUUGGGGCCACUUAGAGUCGAUUUGCAUGCUUCAAAGCUCAAAAAACACAUUAUAUUUCUCGUACUGUACAUCCCUGUUCAUUCUGUCUGUAAUUCUGUCUAUAAUGCUCUGUUAGAGCUUUAAGCCCCGCCCCCAAUGAGUCCAGUGUGCUCUGAUUGGUCAGCAUGCGCUACACGGCAGAUCCUCGCAGGUAGGUUGCCAAUAAGGAUUGUGUUACGAGGUGACCACACCAUGUCACGGAAGUAAGAACUUAAAUUCCAACAAGGCGCUUUGGGCAGAUUGGAGAAGAUUGGUUUCCGUAUUGAAAGUUACUCCCUUUUGCAUGGACUUUUGGGCCUUAAGACUUUGCGGACCAUUGACAUGCACAUGAAGUUAUAUAAGGCACUAAAGGAAAGGAGAAAGCUGGAAAGCAUCAUAGGGGCCCUUUAAGCCUAGUAUGGCCUUAUCUUACUAAUUUAAAAUGGGAGGAGGAGCGGUAAACAUUCUGAGGGGUGAGAUGAGCAGGAGUGUGAAACCACUCCGGUUUGUACUGUACUCCCUUCUCCUAGGCUCUGGCUGGGCUUUGAGGUGAAUCUGUCGCCCUUAUGCUCCCCCAGCUAGAUUUUGGGAAGACGGCUUCGUUCCAGUACCUCCCCUACUCUGCUCCGUGACGGCUGGCACCCGUGAAUGUUAUUCAGGUUUUUUGGGGACGGGCUCCUCUGUCUGCAGGGCAAACGACAUGUCGACGUUGUUAUGUCGUCAGUAAUUAUAGCCCCUUCUCAGAUCUUUCCCACAGUUAGUAGUAAUGUUUAUGUACAGUACAUCACGUCUCAGCUUGUGAAAUAAUCAUGCCACUUUUCGCUUUUAGAAUCUUAUGAAUAAUAACCAAAUGCUCAAAUACCUUAAUCAAAUGUGUGUUAGAUUACUAAUCUUGUUAGGUUACUCUCACUGUUUCUUAGUUUUUCAUUUGUCAUCCAGCUAGUAACUUCUAUCCGUUCAUACAGUCGGCUUCUAACAACUUAUCCUGGUUAGGAGAUGGGGGCUGGAUCCUAUCCCAGUCAGCUCAGGGCACAAGGCUAGGAUGCGCACUGGAUGGGAUGGUUAGUAGGCCUAACUUCAAUCUGUUAACUAGUUUGUGGAAGUUUAAGGGUUUGCGAGCUCCAGUCUCGUCAGCCCUCUUGAUCUGGAUCCUCCCAGAGAGCUCCAUCUCCAUGGGGCUGUGUGAUCUGCAUUGAGAUGAUGUGGAGGUUGGGAUCAGGAUGGCCGCUGUUGACUUUCCACGUACGAGUGGCUCUGAGAUACCCCCCAGGCACGACACACUCUCCUUCUUCCCUGCUGGAGCAGAGGUCAUCUGGGCAGGCAAAAACAUGGAGCCACGGCAGCUGCAGGCCGUCUCUGGGCCUCGUGGAGCCUUGCGUCUCCGUGGGGGUGAUCUCCUCCCUGACCUCUCUCCCUGCAUUUCCUUCUCUGUCUCGUGUGAGGGAUUACCUCUGCUUGGCUUUUUGCCCCUUGAUAGCCUGAGCUAAUUUUACCAUAAAGAAAAAAAAUUAUAGCAUGGACCUACUCGUGAUCUGAUAUUUAAGGUUGUAUAUAAUUAGUGCAGCUUCCCAGAGCCGUUUAUCCAGUGUGUGACCGCAGAGAGCAUGGAGCUCAUCGUGGGCAUGAGUGCAUCUUGGACAAGAUGCCUUUCCAACAUGGGACACACUCGCUCACAUUUAGGGACCCCCAUCCAUCAAACUCGCAUGUAUGGACAGUGGGACAAACCUUGAGUAGUGGAAGGACUUUGUGGUAUGUAAAGGCCAAGGACACCUCUCGGAAGGCCAAUUCUUCUGAACAGGAUGAUUCCCGGUGGAUAUUCAUCAACCAGCCCCAGUCCACAAGGUUCUGCAGCAAUCGUAUCAGCACUGCGAAGUACAACGUCCUCACAUUCCUGCCCCGGUUCCUCUUCUCCCAGUUCAGGAGAGCAGCCAACUCCUUCUUCCUUUUCAUCGCGCUCCUGCAGCAAAUUCCGGAUGUUUCACCAACUGGGAGAUGGACAACCUUAGUUCCUCUUCUCUUCAUCCUUAUAGUGGCAGCUGUAAAGGAGGUCAUUGAGGAUCUGAAGCGUCAUAGCGCAGACAAUGUAGUGAAUAAGAAGAAAACCCAAGUGCUGAGAAACGGCACCUGGGAGAUAGUCCACUGGGAGAAGGUAGUGGUGGGAGAUAUAGUUAGAAUAAAUGGCAAAGAGUUCGUACCUGCGGACACAAUCCUACUGUCGUCCAGUGAGCCGCACGCCAUGAGCUAUAUCGAGACAUCCAACCUAGAUGGAGAGACCAACCUUAAAAUCCGACAGGGCCUGCAGCUCACUGCAGAAUUUAAGGACACAGAGAGCCUGGCCAGGUUGACCGGCCGUAUGGAGUGCGAGAGCCCCAACCGGCACCUCUAUGAAUUCGUGGGGAACAUCCGUCUGGAAGGUCACAGUCCGGUGCCUUUGGGUCCAGACCAGAUUCUGCUGAGAGGUGCCCAGCUGAGGAACACGCAGUGGGUUCAUGGCAUUGUGGUCUACACCGGGCAUGACACCAAACUCAUGCAGAAUUCCACCCGGCCUCCCUUAAAGUUGUCGAAUGUGGAGCGCAUCACCAACUUCCAGAUCCUGGCCCUUUUCGGCUGUCUGCUGGCUAUCUCCCUGGUAUGCUCUGUCGGCCAAACCAUCUGGAAGAGCCAGUAUGGCGAUGGCGCCUGGUACAUGGAUCUGAACUAUGGAGCUGCUGCUAACUUUGGCCUCAAUUUUUUGACCUUCAUUAUCCUCUUCAAUAACCUGAUUCCUAUUAGCCUUUUGGUCACCCUGGAGGUCAUUAAGUUUGUCCAGGCCUUUUUCAUCAGCUGGGACAUGGACAUGCACUAUGAAGCCACCAACACGUCCGCCAUGGCUCGUACCUCCAACCUGAACGAGGAGCUGGGACAGGUGAAGUACAUCUUCUCAGACAAAACCGGGACCCUAACCUGCAACGUGAUGCAGUUCCUGAAGUGCACUAUCGCAGGAGUGACCUAUGGCAGGCACAGUGCCAGCUCUGCUGAGGAGAUGGGAUUCAGUGACCCCAGCCUGCUGGAAAACCUCCAGAGCGAUCAUCCCACUGCCCCUGUCAUCUGGGAGUUCAUGACCAUGAUGGCUGUGUGCCACACCGCUGUCCCUGAGCGAACCGACGACGGCAUCGUCUACCAGGCUGCCUCUCCAGACGAGGGGGCGCUGGUGAGGGCAGCGAGGAAUCUGGGUUUCGUCUUCUCCGGGAGGACGCCGGACUCGGUCAUCAUCACGUCACUCGGUAAAGAAGAGAAAUAUGUGCUGCUGAACGUGCUGGAGUUCACAAGCUCUAGGAAGAGAAUGUCAGUCAUCGCGCGGACUCCGUCCGGAAGGAUCCGGCUGUACUGCAAAGGAGCGGACACGGUCAUCUAUGACAGGCUGGCUGACAGCUCUCAUUACAAGGACAUCACACUCAAGCACCUGGAGCAGUUUGCUACAGAGGGUCUUCGCACUCUGUGCUUCGCCACGGCCGACAUCUCGGAAGCCGCCUACAGAGAGUGGCUGCAGACACACCACCGGGCCGCCACCGCACUCCAGGACCGGGCCGUGAAGCUGGAGGAGAGCUACGAUCUCAUCGAGAAGAACCUGCAGCUGCUGGGUGCCACCGCCAUUGAGGACAGGCUCCAGGACGAAGUCCCCGAGACCAUCGAGACUCUGGUGAAGGCCGAUAUCAAGAUCUGGGUCCUGACAGGAGACAAGCAGGAGACCGCCAUCAACAUCGGACACUCAUGCAAGCUGUUGAGGAAGAACAUGGGACUGCUGCUUGUCAACGAGGACACUUUGGACGCCACACGGGACACACUGAGUCAUCACUGCGGCAUGCUGGGAGACGCUCUGCACAAGGAAAACGACUUUGCGCUCAUUAUCGACGGCAAGACCCUGAAGUAUGCGCUGAGCUUUGGAGUCCGCCACUACUUCCUGGACCUGGCAUUGUCCUGCAGGGCCGUCAUCUGCUGCAGGGUGUCCCCGCUGCAGAAGUCCGAGGUGGUGGAGAUGGUGAAGAAGCAGGUUCACGUGAUCACGCUGGCCAUCGGUGACGGCGCCAAUGAUGUGGGCAUGAUCCAGACCGCCCACGUGGGCGUGGGAAUCUCCGGCAACGAAGGCCUGCAGGCCGCCAACUCCUCCGACUACUCGAUCGCUCAGUUUAAGUACCUAAAGAACCUGUUACUUGUCCACGGUGCCUGGAACUACAACCGAGUGGCGAAGUGCAUCCUCUACUGCUUCUACAAGAACAUCGUCCUGUACAUCAUCGAGAUCUGGUUCGCCUUCGUGAAUGGUUUCUCGGGACAGAUCCUCUUCGAACGCUGGUGUAUCGGCCUCUACAACGUGAUCUUCACGGCCCUGCCCCCCCUGACCCUGGGCAUAUUCGAGCGCUCUUGCCGGAAGGAGAACAUGCUGAAGUACCCACAGCUCUACAAGACGUCCCAGAAUGCAAUGGGCUUCAACACCAAGGUCUUCUGGGGCCAUUGUCUGAACGGCCUGUUCCACUCCAUCAUCCUCUUCUGGUUUCCCCUGCAGGCCUUCCAGCACGAUACGGCCUUUGGAAACGGACGGACGGCAGAUUACCUCCUCCUGGGGAACAUGGUUUAUACAUAUGUGGUCAUCACCGUGUGCCUGAAAGCCGGCCUGGAGACGUCAUCCUGGACUAUGUUCAGCCACAUCGCCAUCUGGGGCAGCAUCGGCCUGUGGGUGGUGUUCUUUGGAGUGUACGCCUCGCUCUGGCCUGCUAUCCCUCUGGCUCCAGACAUGUCGGGUGAGGCGGACAUGAUGUUCAAUUCCGGAGUCUUCUGGAUGGGCUUGUUCUUCAUCCCCGUCACAUCGUUGGUCUUUGAUGUGACCUACAAAGUGAUGAAGCGAGUCUACUUCAAGACCUUGGUGGAUGAAGUUCAAGAGUUGGAGGCCCUCUCCCAGGACCCUGGAGCAGCAGUUCAUGGGAAAAGUUUGACCGAGAGAGCCGGACUCCUGAAGAACGUAUUCAAGAAGAACACAGCCGCGUACCGCGCUCAGUCCAUGCAGCACACCCUGCUCCCCCUGCAGGAAUUGACAGAGUCACAACAGGUGUGAAGAUGGCUAUGCCUUCUCGCAGGACGAGAACGGGGCAGUCUCUCAGUCGGAGGUCGUCCGGGCGUACGACACCACCAAACGGAGGACGGACGAGUAGUGAAGCUCCGCCCCCUCAGGGGCCGAUCCUCCACAGGACCCCGCCCACUCUCCCGGCACAUCGGAGCAUGCUGAAGAGUCACACCGGUGACAGAUGUGAAGCUGCAGGAGUUUUUUUUUUAUUGGGGGCAUAAAAACACUGAACAGAGAUUUUAGUUUGUAUUAUUUCUUCUUCGGCGAGUUCGCUGCGCUGACACUGUGAGGGGAAGAAGGACUUCGGAGCUUCGUCUGAGUAUUCAGGGCUCUUGAGGUCUGACAACCCCGCCUUGCCACAGAACUGCAUGCAGAUCACUGCGUCUGCAGGGGCGACUGAUCCCAGGGAACGGAGGGAAAAGCCUCCUCUCAUAGCAUAAAAUUCAGACACCGGAAGACAGAGCACAACAGAGGCUCCUCAGUGGAUGUUGCCUGGAAGUGAAUGGGACGGGAAGAGGAUCCUAUUAGCGAUGACAUAGUGCCGAUUGCCACUACAACACAACCAGCCGUGCGAGAAUGUAGCUUGCCAAAGAGACACAAAUGUGAUUUUACUCCUUCCUGUGAUUCCUGAAUGCAGUUGCAGCUGAAACAUUAAUGUAUUCGGUUUUAUGUACCGAGGAUUAGCGAGUCAUUUUCACACUGGAGCAUUUUAUGGGUAUUUUACAGGUGAAGGCUUUCUGCUCGGUUUAGGUUGGCGUCUGUGUUGUCUGUUUCCCUCCUCCCUGAUUUUUUUUGUCUUCCACAAUUCCCACACACUGCACACAUCACCCCUCCGUAGCUCCUCUUCCUGGCCGAAUCCAUUUAAGGUGUGGCAGCUGGUAGGCCUGGCCGAGAGAGCCGUCCAUCAAACGCAGCGCUCACCCCAUUGGCCAGUUUCGGACUAAGGCGGGCUUUGGGUCUGGGGGUGGGCCUGUGAACUGUGCUGUCAGUCCAUCAAUGCAUCAUUCACACUUUGAGGGGUCAGAGUCUAGUGGAAAGGUGGGGGGGGUGUCAAUGCAUUUGUAGAUUUUCUUUUCAGAUUUUUAUAUCCUGGAACAUUUAUUACAUGAGAAGUAAGUGCCAUUAGCUCGGGGGAAAAUGAUUCUUAGCCAGUCAGUUGUGGUGCUCACACUGGGACAGUAACCGCGUUCGUAUUUUUAUAUCCAACCUGUAAAAUGUAAUAAAUCUUCUGUUACUAGACACCCCCCAGGCACCUCAUUUUUAAAUUAAAAAAAAGUAAACGUGCUGCUUAUUUUUCAUUUAUAAACAGCAUUGCCAUGUUUUUGUGAGAUUCGUUGUGCGUGUGUCUAUGUGAGACGUUCUCUCUGGCAGUGAGGUUCAUGUGUGCAGGCACUGCACCCCUCAGCGCCUGCCUGCAGGGUGACACGCGGCUGUGUGGUGUGCUAAGUGUGCUACCCCGAGCUCUGCUCCAUUUUCCUACCCGCCACUGCAGGUAGCCUGGCCCGGAUUUGUCUGCCGCUGAUUCCUUACCUUCACCGCUCCGGGAGCCUUCUGGGUGUCACGGAAAAUGAGCUUCCAACUCCGAAAUCUCAGCAGAGGGGGGGUCUGGCUCUCCCGUAAACCGUCACUGCAUUUUAACUACUGAUUUUAACAGCUGCCUUCUCAGUGUCCAAGCAACCAGCAUCCAGGAUAACAAACUGUUGUCUGUUUAUAAUAAAGCUCACUGGUUUUGCUCAUA